AUGACGGGCUGGAGGGUGAUGGCCGAGGUGGAGACCCUCUCGGAUCACCUAUACAUCGAGAUGAGUCUCCCGGCUGCCCCCUCCCGGAUCGGCCCCGACUCCGCCGCCGACCAACGACGUCGCCCCGCCCCCCCCCCCGCUCAGGAAAAAGCGGCGGUGCGGGACCGGGGCUUUCCUAGGUGGGCGCUCUCCCGGUUGGACGCGAACGCCCUAGCGGCCGCGAUCGUCGCCUCCGCGUGGGCAUACGGGGCGAGGACGGGGGUUACGACAAAGACCCCCCGAGUCCCCUUACCCACAAGUGGGUCGAUGAGGAGGCGCGAUCCCUGCGGGAAGAUCUCCAGCGAGUGUGCGAUUGUGCGAUGCCUCGUGCGCUGGGGUCCCCCGUCAAAUCGCGGGCGCCGCGCUGCGUACUGGUGGUCCCGGGAGAUCGCCCGGUUGCGGGCGGCCGCGGUCGCCGCACGCCGCGUGCUGCAGAGGAUCCGCCGCCGUCGCCGCGGGACCCUUUGCAGUCUUAGGCUUAGAGGAGGCCGUCGCGCAGGCGGAGUACCGCUGCGCGCGCGCCGUCCUCGGGGUGGCCAUCCGGACGGCAAAGGUCAGGACAUAGGAGGAGAUGCUGGCCUCCCUAGAGGCGGACCCGUGGGGGCGCUCAUAUCGAGCGGCCAUGAGGAAGCUCAGACCGCGGGCCCCUCCGUUGACAGAAUCCCUGGAGUCAGGCUUCGUGGGCUGGGUGGUGGGCUCCCUCUUCCGGACGGGGAAGGGGAGCCCCCACCAGCCGGCUCCCCUCCGACGCGCCCUGGUAACCGCAAGAAUGGUGCCGGGGGCGAAGAGGUCGGGGACGUCGACGCCGGGGAACUCCUCCGGGCAUUAAGAAAGAUGGGCGCCGGUCGGAAGGCGCCCGGCCCGGACGGGUCCUAG
Molecule: messenger RNA, 915 nt
Organism: Monomorium pharaonis (pharaoh ant)
Lineage: Eukaryota; Metazoa; Arthropoda; Insecta; Hymenoptera; Formicidae
Exons: 1
Coding region: 1-915 (304 amino acids)
Source: RefSeq, a predicted model, not a curated record